AUGGGCAUCAAGCGGUCAGUGUCAGGUGUGUGCUUGUCUCAUGAAACGGUCAGUAUGUUUACAGGAGUCGCAGUUUCUGUUACACAUAGAAGAUCGCGACGCGCCGAGCCGUCAGAAUAACAAUCUCCUUAAGAAAGGAUCAUUUUAACAUCACAGGAACAGAAUGGAACCCAAUUGUGUUGACAUGGAGAUGGAAUGGGAUAUAGUCCUCUCAACGAUGCAAGAGAUGUUUGGUGACGUGUCGCCUGUCGGUGACACCAAAGUGCCGUGUGGUGGUGACCAACCGGCACAUGCGGGUGGUCUGGCAUCUGUCGGGCCGCAGGUGAGUCACCCGCUAAUUGUGACUGGAGGUGCGCUUGGAGCGCGGGGUGAUGUGGUGCAGCAAGGAGGAUGCUCCUUGCCAGUCGUCAGAGUGGAGCCUGGAUGCUACCAAAACUGCCUCCCGCCUAAUGUGGGAUACAGGCCGGACUGUGGUUGUCGACUGGCUGAACGCCAGAACAACUUCUGGCCAAUAAUGGAUCCAGUCAACAGUGCUGCUCAUAGUUACCUCGGAGCCAUGAAUGGAAGGAGUGUGUGUCCGAAGACGUCUCCACCAACGAACCACGUGAAACCAAGCGAGCCUGUUCCAAAGCACAAUGGCCCCUACAUCCGGAGGCCACCCAACGCCUUCAUGAUUUUCAUGAGGGAGAACAGGGAACAUGUCACGGCCACAUUGAAACCUAAGCACAGUGUUGAAGCCAACAGCAUCCUGGGACAUAUGUGGAAGUCCAUGACGUCGGAGCAGCAGCAGAAGUAUUACCUGCUGGCCGCAGAGGAGAGGCAAAAGCACGCCGAGCGCCACCCCAAUUGGUCCAGCAAAGACAAUUACGGAAGGAAGGUCAAAAGACAAAGGAAGAAAGUGAAGGCGGACUCAUCUCUGGAACACUACAGCCAAUCACAGUGCUUUCCACCUUCCUUUGAUCAAACGGCGGCCGUGCCUGCGCUGAAGGGGGCUGGACCGCUGAAAGAAGCCAGAGGGUCUCUACACAUGUAA
This is a messenger RNA of Synchiropus splendidus (mandarinfish), 1033 nucleotides long. RefSeq names its product transcription factor 7-like 1-D. The transcript is spliced from 7 exons. The record is from RefSeq and is a predicted model, not a curated record. Gene Ontology annotation, molecular function: DNA-binding transcription factor activity, RNA polymerase II-specific; RNA polymerase II cis-regulatory region sequence-specific DNA binding. Bases 164 to 1033 code for a protein of 289 amino acids. Gene Ontology annotation, biological process: regulation of transcription by RNA polymerase II; canonical Wnt signaling pathway. NCBI's taxonomy places the organism in Eukaryota, Metazoa, Chordata, Actinopteri, Syngnathiformes, Callionymidae. Gene Ontology annotation, cellular component: beta-catenin-TCF complex.